Molecule: messenger RNA, 1109 nt
Organism: Juglans microcarpa x Juglans regia
Lineage: Eukaryota; Viridiplantae; Streptophyta; Magnoliopsida; Fagales; Juglandaceae
Product: light-harvesting complex-like protein 3 isotype 1, chloroplastic
Exons: 3
Coding region: 152-958 (268 amino acids)
Source: RefSeq, a predicted model, not a curated record
UGUCUAUCAUCUUAAUUGUCAGAGCUGUAACGCCAACUACUAACCACCAGGCACCAAUUCGGCCGUUUAUGAGGCUCAGUGGAGAGGAUAGAGCCCAAAAGACGCACCGAAUGUUCUGAGCACACCCACUACUCUCCCUCCCAACCAAACCAUGUCCAUUUCCAUGGCCUUGUUUUCUCCUCCGACCCGCCCUCCAUCCCUCUCUCGCUCUAUAACUCCCAAUUCCAAACCCCACAUCACCCUCAAACCCCACCUCUCUCUCAGUCCACUCAAGAACCCUGUCUUCCUCCUCUCCACCGUCAGGGCCUCGGCCGAUAAUGAGGUUGGAGCUUCCGCCUCAGCUGCCACUGCAGUAGAACCAAAAGCAGACCAGAAGGUCCCGGAACCUCCCCAGCCGGUGGCUGAGAAGGAUGAGAGCUCUGCUGGAACCAAUGGGUAUUUGGGGGCAGCGGAAGCAGGAGAAGUUGCGGUCGUGAGUAAGUUUGGGGACACCAGAUGGAUUGGAGGGACUUGGGACUUGAAGCAGUUUGAGAAAGAUGGAAAGACUGACUGGGAUGCGGUUAUUGAUGCCGAGGCUAAGAGGAGGAAAUGGCUAGAAAAUAACCCAGAAUCAUCCAGUAAUGAUGACCCUAUAAUUUUUGACACAAGCAUCAUACCUUGGUGGGCAUGGAUAAGAAGGUUCCACCUACCUGAAGCAGAACUACUUAAUGGCCGUGCUGCAAUGAUAGGCUUCUUCAUGGCUUAUCUGGUUGAUAGCUUGACUGGGGUAGGUUUGGUUGACCAAAUGAGCAACUUCUUUUGUAAAACUCUGUUGUUUAUAGCGGUUACUGGAGUUCUGGUGAUCCGGAAGAACGAGGAUAUAGAAAACCUAAAGAAAUUGGUGGAAGAGACGACCUUUUAUGACAAGCAAUGGCAAGCAACCUGGCAGGACGAGACGCCUGGCAGUUCCAAGAAUUGAGUAGUUAAAUUGCUCUUCAUGAGUCUGCCCCCUAAAAGAUAAAUUCUCAUGAGCAUCUUAUUUUGCAUUGUGUCAUGUUAUUUACUCUGUUAUAGUGGAGAAUGAUGAUUUCAAUUCCUGUCAGUAAUUGUAUUUUAAUCUUAUUUUGCUA